Molecule: messenger RNA, 2102 nt
Organism: Strongylocentrotus purpuratus (purple sea urchin)
Lineage: Eukaryota; Metazoa; Echinodermata; Echinoidea; Camarodonta; Strongylocentrotidae
Product: magnesium transporter NIPA2
Exons: 6
Coding region: 99-1337 (412 amino acids)
Biological process (GO): magnesium ion transport
Cellular component (GO): membrane
Molecular function (GO): magnesium ion transmembrane transporter activity
Source: RefSeq, a predicted model, not a curated record
GCCAGUACUAUUACACUCUCAUUCAUUGUAUGUAAACAAGAGAGAAGUAUAGUGGAACAUUAGUGGACCAUCGAACGAGCAGGCAAGAGAAUACCGACAUGUCACCUGUGGCAGAAAGUGAUGAACCGCACAAAAAUAUCACCGGAGCAGUAUGGCAUGAGCUUCAACAGGCGAUCUCGACCCAGGCGACGUCCAUGACGACCAUCACGCCCUCCUUUAUGUCAACGUCGAACAGCACCAUGGCCUGUGACAUUAGUGAAGAAACCAUGACUUCAGAAGAUUUUUACAUUGGUCUGACCCUUGCCAUCUGCUCAAGCGGGUUUAUCGGGUCAAGCUUCGUCAUCAAGAAGCAAGCUUUGAUCAAGAUAUCAGCGCAUGCAGUCAGGGCAGGUGACGGAGGACACGCCUACCUCAGGGAGUGGCUCUGGUGGGCGGGGUUCUUAUUAUUGGGACUUGGUGAACUGUGUAACUUCAUGGCCUAUGCCUUCGCUCCAGCCACUCUUGUCACUCCGUUGGGCGCCCUCAGCGUCAUUGUCUCAGCCGUGCUAUCAUCAUACGUUUUAAACGAGACCCUAAACCUUCUUGGGAAGCUCGGCUGUAUCCUCUGUAUCAUGGGGUCUAUCAUAAUCGUCCUGCAUACACCUGCCGACGAGGCCUUCCAUACUCUAGGCUGGCUAGCGACAAGAUUACGAUCACCAUCCUUCGUAAUCUAUGUCUGCUUGGUAGCAGCCAGCUGUCUCGCCCUCGUCUUCGCCAUCGGACCUCGCUGGGGUCACACCAACAUCCUCGUCUACGUCCUUGUCUGUUCCCUGAUGGGUUCCCUCACCGUCAUGGCCAGCAAGGGCGUCGGCAUCGCGUUCGUCCAGCUCUUCGAUGGCACCAACACCUUCGUUGAUCCUUUAACGUGGAUCCUGAUCCUUCUCAUGGUUGUCUUCAUCACCAUCCAGAUGCACUUCCUCAACAAAUCCCUCGACAUCUUCAACACCGCCGUCAUCACGCCCAUCUACUACGUCUUCUUCACCGCUAGUGUCCUCAUCGCGUCGUCACUCCUCUUCGAAGACUGGCGUGCGAUGACGGCCACCGACAUCAUCGCUGUCCUCGAUGGUUUCGGCGUCAUCAUAGUGGGGAUCUUUCUCCUGCAUACCUUCCGCGAUUUUUCGCUGUCGUUGACGGACUUGCCGUCGGUUGAAAAGUCGUCGACGAGCGCGGGUGCGACUUCGGUUCAUAGACCACGGACGGACAGUGAAGAUCGCUAUAUCAAUACAGAGUCCGCUUGUCUGCUCAAUGACUUCAAUAUUACGAACGAUGGCAUAUCGUCGGACAAGGAUAUGGCCUAGAUUAAUAGUUAUAUUACAAAAAAUCGGUAAAUGUAUAAGAAAAUCAUUUUAAGUCACGUAUAUUAUUUUACUGUUUAUACAUUUCUUGCAUUUAUGUUCAACUAUUUGUCGCACAUUAUGAUGUAACUGUGCUAAGAAAAUAUCAUCGAUAUAAUAAAGAUAACCUUGGGUCCUGGUAAUGGGAGAAGAAUUCUCAAAGAAUUAAAAAAACGUUUUUAAUGUUUAAGAGAAAAAAAUGUAUAUAUUACAUAUUGUGAAUACAUAAUUACAUAUUAUAUAAAUAUAUAUGCACAUACCUUUAUUCGUAUACAGAGUAUGUUUUCAAAUACUAGAUUGAGUACAUAAUCAUUCAUUAAAACGAUGAUAGAUAUUCUUUAUCUAAAUAAAACAAUAACAUCUUUUUGUAUCGGAUUUACAAAGCAUGAGGCCGACAUAGGGCAUUUGUAAAUCACCGGCACAUAAAAUGUCUUUUUGUUCCUAUUUUCGUAGACUUCUGGUAUAAUCGCAAUUAUAUUUUUAGUAGUCAGUAUUACUUGAUCUUAGUUGUGGCAUUAUAUUUGUUUCAUAUUCGUUUCUUUUUAUUUACUUUACAACUUACGUUUAUUUAUUUUUCUCGCAAGAGUUACAAAUAUAUAUCCUACACCAUCCUACACAGUCAUGUAUGCAAUACCGAGUCAGACUGUCAGCUUGUCUUAAGACACAUUUAUUCAAAAUUGCUUUUGAUGAUUAACUUACUCUGUUCACAUUGAUGUAUAUUUCAUAUGU